AACGUUUAUAAAAGACAUAAGAGUGUAUUAUCACGUAUUUAAUACGCAGAUUCGGAUUCAAUUCAUCUCAUUUUUACGUUUUAUGUAAGAAUGUUUUAAAAUAAUGUUCAAAACUAUAUUGUUAUUACAUAGCUGUAUUUUUCUCUUGGUAAAGUCUAAUCCUUUACAAGGACUUCCUUCAUACCCCGUAAUCCAAUACCAGGAAGAUUACAGGAAUCAGCUACCAAUCUUCGUACAGCCAAGCGAUUUUAAUACUUACCCACAUCUACAUUUGAUUCAAAAUCAAUUAACACCAUAUCAGAGUAUUCCUAUUUCAUAUAACGACUACGUGCAACCAAAUUAUUUAGAUAAUAUUCUUCGAAAUGGGUUGAAAUCAGCUGUAUAUGAAAAUUGUGUUCAAAAUGGUGGUCCGAUUCAACAGUACGUAAAUCCUACAGAUAUUCCUGUACCCAAUGUUAUUAACAAUUAUAUUAUAGUACCAGUUCAAACUAAUACUAAUAAUAAUACUAAAGAUUGUCGAAAAAUAACAAGAACUAAGACAAGAGAUGAUGGAAUAUCUACCAUAAAUGAAAAUGAUGACCAAAAAAAGAAUAGAAAAUGUAGAAAAAGAAAGAAUACAUCAAAAAAUACAAAUGAUAAAGGUCAUGAAAAUACAGGAAAAUGUUCAUGUGAUAAAAAAAUAAAUCGAGGUGAGAAAGAAAGUGAGGCAAACAAGCAAUCAAGCGAUCAAGAUAUAAAAGUGUGUAGAAAAAAGAAAUCUAGAAAUAAAUCGCAAACACUGGAGAGGUCAACAGAAAAAGAAAGUUCGGUACAUAAUAACAAACGGGAAAAAGAUAAUAAUUCAAAUUUAAAAUUGGAAAAUAACAAAAAUGCUAAUAUGAAGAAUUGUAAUAAAAUUGAGAAAGCCUGCAAAUCUAUCGAUAGUGAAAACGAUAUAAGGGAAACAAGUAAAAGAGUUAAAAUUGACAAAAGAACAUCAAAUUAUUGUAAAAAAGAAAUUAGAAAUGAUUACUCUUGUGAUUUUGAUCGAACACGAGAUCUAGAUGAUUUAUUUAACAUAAACGAAGAUUGCACUGAACUUGAUAUCCGUUGCACUCGUAAUAACAGAGAAGAUAAUACCCAAAACUAUCAGCAACAAUAUUACCCACCCAGUGAUUUUUCUAGUAACAUGUCACCAUAUAACAUGAUGUUUAAUCAGAAGUCAUUUAAUACAAAUGGAUAUUUUCCCUUUGAUUUUGACUACUUAUAUAAUAUGCAGCGAUUUCCAAAUGAAAAUAUGAAUCCACCACGGAAAAAACCAAAAAUCAUUACACGAACCUUUCGAAGAAAGAAGCAGAAGAAGGGAAAUAAAAAAAACUGCAAUCGAAAUAAACAAAAUACGCAACAAAAUGGUAGUUGUGAAAAAAAUUUAGAGUUAUUACCAACAGUCGUUGACGUUGCAACAGGCCAUGAAUGUGAUUCUCUAAAACCAGCUAAAAUAGUUGAAACGAUAACUGAAAAAACUCAGGAUGACCCCGAUAUUGACAGAGAAGAAACAGACAUACAAUUAAGUAGCCAUGAAGAUUUGAAAGAAAUUGCUCCACAUGAUUGUUUUGAUUGGAAUCAUGAAGAUCACUCACCUGUUUAUAAUGAUUACUAUCCAGUGUUCCAUUCAGAUAAUGUUUACACAAGUGAAGAAGAAUUUUACUGGAAUAACUUUAAUGACAGACAUUAUUAUUCUUGCAGCGAUAUGAGUGAGCAAGACAAAGAUAUCAAAAAGUAUGACAGCACAGACAAUGGACCAGUAACCCAACAAGAUAAUAUUAUUAAGCCUAAUGAUAUCAAAACUUUUGUUUAUAGUAAAAAAGGUAAAGAAAAUAACGAAAAAGUAAACAGCAAAGAAGAAAAUGAUAACACAAAACUAAAAACAUCAAGUGAAGAAAUACAAUUCAAAUCACCACCUGCAUUAGACUUUCCAGAUUUCAAAACUGAAAUGAUAAAUAAAGAAAAUCGUAGUCCAAAAAUUGAAAUAUAUUACGAACCAAAUGACAAAGCAAUCAAUAAAUUUGAAAAUAGUAAAAUGUCUUCGUAUUCCAAUACGAAAAAAGCCGAAUCAAAUGAGAAAAGAAGCAAAGUAGUGGAUCAAAAUGAUGUUGAAACAGUUUUUGGGCAUUCCAAAGUAGUCAAAUAUGGUGCACCACCAAACAAUGUAGAUUUAAGUUCGGAUAUUAUCAAUGGCUCCGAUGAUCGUGACAAAGAAGACAAUUACCCUCAUCCUAGUGCUGAGAAAACUACUAUUGUAAUAGCUCAAUCUUUACCUUAUCCAUACUAAUAUUAUAAAUGCGAAAGUGUGUCUGUCAUUCUGUCUAUCUGUCUGUCUGUCUGCUACGUUUUCACGGCCAAACAGUUUAACCGAUUCUGACGAAAUUUGGUACACAAUUUCGGGGUAAUAAAUU
Messenger RNA from Maniola jurtina (meadow brown), 2435 nucleotides. RefSeq names its product MATH and LRR domain-containing protein PFE0570w-like. Bases 104 to 2311 code for a protein of 735 amino acids. The transcript has 2 exons. The record is from RefSeq and is a predicted model, not a curated record. Lineage: Eukaryota; Metazoa; Arthropoda; Insecta; Lepidoptera; Nymphalidae.